AAUGUUUGACUUUAACUCCACUGGGUUCAUCAAUCCUAGUACAUUCAUCCUUCUGGGUAUCCCUGGACUAGAGGCCUUGCACAUAUGGAUCUCCAUCCCCUUCUGCUCCUUAUAUGCUGUUGCCCUUUUGGGAAAUGUAAGCAUCCUUUUUAUUAUCAAGACAGAUUCCUCUCUUCAUGAACCCAUGUUCUACUUCCUCUCCAUGCUGGCCAUCACCGACAUUAUUCUCUCAACAUCAACUCUGCCUAAGAUGCUUGGACUAUUCUGGUUCAAUGAUCAUGAAAUCAACUUCCAUGCCUGCCUCACUCAGAUGUUCUUCAUUCAUGCUUUUUCUGGAGUAGAAUCAGGACUCCUAGUGGCCAUGGCAUUGGACCGAUAUGUGGCCAUCUGUAACCCACUGAGACACUCAUCGAUACUCACUAACCCUGUGGUGGUACGGGUGGGCAUGGUGGCACUUUUUAGAGGCUUAAUACUCAUGACUCCCCAUCCCUUCCUAGUGAGAAAAUGGCCAUAUUGUCAGACCAAUGUUGUCCCACAUACUUACUGUGAGCAUAUGGCUGUAGUGAAAUUGGCUUGUGCGGAUAUUUCUAUCAAUAGUCUCUACAGUUUGGCUGUUAUCAUCCUGAUUGUGGGUACAGACAUAACAUGCAUCUCUCUAUCCUACAUCCAGAUUCUCCGAGCAAUCUUCAGCCUCCCCUCCAAAAAUGCCCGCUUAAAAACCCUCAGUACCUGUGGCUCCCAUGUUUGUGUUAUCCUUACUUUUUAUACUCCUGCCCUUUUCUCUUUUCUUACCCAUAGAUUCAGUCAGCAGAUUCCUCAUCACACCCAUAUUCUCUUGGCUAAUAUGUACUUGCUGGUUCCCCCCACGCUUAACCCCAUCAUCUAUGGAAUAAGGACCAAACAGAUUCGGGACCGGGUUUUGCUUUUAUUCAAAACUAAGACCACCUGGAAAACUUGA
Molecule: messenger RNA, 958 nt
Organism: Sarcophilus harrisii (Tasmanian devil)
Lineage: Eukaryota; Metazoa; Chordata; Mammalia; Dasyuromorphia; Dasyuridae
Product: olfactory receptor 52E4-like
Exons: 1
Coding region: 2-958 (318 amino acids)
Biological process (GO): G protein-coupled receptor signaling pathway
Cellular component (GO): membrane
Molecular function (GO): olfactory receptor activity; G protein-coupled receptor activity
Source: RefSeq, a predicted model, not a curated record